Messenger RNA from Melanaphis sacchari, 3797 nucleotides. It is a transcript of the gene spel1, whose product is annotated as DNA mismatch repair protein Msh2. Gene Ontology annotation, cellular component: MutSalpha complex; nucleus. Gene Ontology annotation, biological process: mitotic recombination; mismatch repair. Lineage: Eukaryota; Metazoa; Arthropoda; Insecta; Hemiptera; Aphididae. Gene Ontology annotation, molecular function: ATP binding; ATP-dependent DNA damage sensor activity; mismatched DNA binding. The transcript is spliced from 17 exons. The record is from RefSeq and is a predicted model, not a curated record. The coding region runs from base 1082 to 3757 and encodes 891 amino acids.
UUAUAUUGUCUUAAAAUUUCACAGUAAUAAACUAACAACUAACAAAACGCAAAAAAUAAAGUCUAACAAUAAUUAAUACGACAAGUAGGCAAAAAGUCAGUACUCGGAAUGACGAGUGACGACCGUAGUACCGUACCAUAACAUCUACAUAUACAUCUAUUAGUUAUUAGUUAUUACCCAUUCACAUUUCACAGUAUUCACGAAUCAUGAAUCAGUAAUCACGAUAUCAAUAGUCAAUACGCUAAAAAAAAAAAUAGUGGCUAGUCCUAUACCUACUAGUAACAAUUUUUCUAAAAAUAAACCUGCCCCGGAUAAACCCAUGGUCUUCAUAUUAAUUUUGUUUUAUUUACCGACUGCCCAUCAGGUUUAUUUUAAACUCUCUUACAUACUAAAUCCCUAAAUAGUAAAUACGCAUUUGUAUAUCAGAGCGGUACAAUUACCGCGACUAGAACAUUUAAAAAACAGAUAUGCUUAAAAGUAAUAUCAUAUUGAGAAAUACAGAAAAUGAAACAACUACCUAUAAAAAAAGGUCAAGCGGGAGAGGAUCUAUCCCCCAUAUACCUCCCCAUAAAAUGUUUACUUCGUUGGACAUCGAGUUGUCAUUUGUGUUGCUGUACGAUAUAUUAUUACCUCCAUGGCACCAUGACGAAAAAAUAGAAUGCCAUCAAUCGGAUCAGUUAAGGGCAAAGAGGUUCUACAAAACAUAUUUUGUACGAUAACAAACCCAACGUCUAUUUUUCGUUUUGGCGCCAAUUGAUAUAGAAAUAUCACGUGUGGAGUACUGGUGUGUGGUCAAUGGUCACUGUGGUCGUCUGUGAUCUAUACCGAUUACUGGAUAUUGGAUACUGGAUACUGAGUACUGAGUACUGUAACAUGUAAGGAUAAAGAUAUUAGCUGGUGCCGUAUACUGUAAACUGUAAAGUUGUACUCGUACAAGAAGAACUAGUCGACUAUAAUAAUCCUGACAACUUUUCUGACUAGGAACACGUGAAUUAUAGAUUUUGUCGCUGUUGUAUUCAACCUAUACUGCACUUCUAUUUCGUACCUGCUGUACUAUCAUUGUGGAUCAUUUAUCGACGAAAUGUCUAAAAAACCGAUCAACCAUUUAAAUCUUGAUCCAGAACAGCAAAAAACAUUUGUACGCUUUCACAAAUCACUACCUGAUAAACCUUUAACAACUGUUCGUUUUUUCAAUCGGCAAGAUUAUUAUACUGUCCAUGGUCAAGAUGCUAUUUUUGCUGCUAAAGACUUUUACAAGACAAAUCAUUCAAUAAAAAUUAUUGGGUCAGAUGAUGAUACACUGGAAUCAUUGAUAUUCAAUAAAGCCAAUUUCGAAGCAUAUAUAAAACAACUGUUGUUGGUCAAUCAUUACAAAGUAGAAAUUUUUGUCAACAAAGCUGGAAAAUGGGCUCUAGAUUAUAAGGGUUCACCUGGUAACUUAUCUCAGUUUGAAGAUCUACUAUUUGGAAAUGUAGAACAAAUUGAAGCAAAUGUAGUUAUUGCCUUAAAGCUAAGCCCAGAUUUCAGAAAUAACAAGUUGAUUGGAUUAGGAGCAGUAGAUACAGUAGAAAAUAAAUUUCAACUAAGUGAAUUUACUGAUGAUGAAUAUUUUUCUCACACUGAAUCAAUAAUAAUUAAAAUUUCACCAAAAGAAUGCAUUCUUAUGAUCGAUGGUAGCAAUCCUGACGUGGAACAAUUGAAAAAAGUAGUUGAGCGUUGUGGAGUGCUUGUGACAAUGAAAAAGAAAUCUGAUUUUGGAAUCGAUACAUUGAUACAAGAUUUAAACAAGCUUAUUAUGUUCAAAGAAGGACAACAACCAAAUGCCCAUACUUUACCUCAAUUACAACUUGAAAUUGCUUCUGCUGCAAUAGCUGCAGUUAUAAAAUAUCUCGAACUAUUAUCUGAUUCGGAUAACUUAAAUCAAUUCACUGUUGAUAAUUUGGGAUACGACAAAUUUGUUCAUUUAGAUAGUGCUGGUGUUCAAGCACUUAACUUAUUUUCUAAUUCUGGUUCUAUGUCUAAAAAUGAUUCUAUUCUUGGAAUUUUUAAUAAAUGUCGCUCACCGCAUGGGCAAAGAUUGUUAACUCAAUGGAUCAGACAGCCAUUGAGAGAUUUAAAUAAAAUUAAUGAACGUUUGGACAUUGUUGAAACUCUUGUUACGGAUACAGAUAUUCGACAACAACUAUAUGAUCAACAUUUACGCACAAUACCUGAUCUUCAAGCUCUCAUGCGCAAGAUUCAAAGAAAAAAAGCUAACCUACAAGACUGUUAUAGGAUAUAUCAAGCAAUACAAAAGCUUCCAGACCUUGUGCAAACACUGAGCAAUUCAGAUGAUAAAACUCUGAACAGUGUUAUUACAACUCCAUUAAAAGAACUUGUCAAUGACAUGAAUCAAUAUCAGGCCAUGAUUGAGGAGACAAUUGAUUUAAAACUAGUUGAACGAGGCGAGUUUCUCAUUCAGUCUGGUUUUGAUGACGAAUUACAAGAAAUGAGAAAUCAAAUGGAUGACUAUGAAACAAAAAUGAAAUCAAAUUUAACCAAAACUAGUGGAGCAUUAGGAAUUUCUGUGAAAUUGGAUUCAAAUUCACAAUAUGGAUUUUUCUAUAAAGUGUUGUUAAAAGAUGCUAAGACUGUUUCAAAUAAUAAAUCGUACGAAGUUCUAGAUACCACUAAAGGUGGAGGUAUGCGUUUUCGAUCAUCUAAACUAACAGAGCUUAAUACUGAAUACCAGAAUAUACAUAAAAACUAUUUGGAACAUCAAAAAUCUAUUGUAGUUGAAGUUAUCCAAACAGCUAGUAGUUACAAUGCCACCAUACUGAACCUAAGUCGAACUUUGGCACAGUUGGAUGUUUUGACAAGCUUUUCUAUGCUGGCAGCGAGUUCUUUACGUCCAUAUGUAAGACCAAAUUUACAUCCACAAGGUCAUGGUCUGUUAGACUUAAAACAAGUGAGGCAUCCAUGUGUUGAGUUACAAGAUUCAGUGUCUUAUAUACCUAAUGAUGCUUAUUUUGAACAAGGAAAAUGCACAUUUAAUGUAAUAACUGGUCCAAAUAUGGGUGGAAAAAGUACUUACAUUAGAAGUGUUGCUGUGGCCAUUUUUAUGGCACACAUGGGAAGUUUUGUACCUUGUGAUGCUGCAGAAAUUAGUGUGGUUGAUGCUAUUUUAGCUCGAGUUGGAGCAAAUGAUUCUCAAAUAAAAGGAUUAUCUACAUUUAUGGUUGAAAUGAUAGAGACUGUUUCUAUACUCAAAAGAGCUACUUCAGAAUCAUUAGUGAUAAUUGACGAAUUAGGUAGAGGUACAUCGACUUAUGAGGGUUGUGGGAUUGCAUGUGCUAUUGCAGAACGUUUAGCUGCUGAAACCAAAGCAUUUACAUUAUUUGCAACUCAUUUCCAUGAGUUAACUAAACUCCAGGAGACCAUACCAACAAUCACCAAUAAACACGUCUCUGCUGUUACUACAGAUGAUAGUCUAACGCUUUUGUAUCAAGUACAACCAGGAUCAUGUGAUAAAAGUUUUGGUAUUCAUGUUGCUGCUAUGGCAAAAUUUCCAAAAAAUGUUAUUCAAGACGCUGUUAAAAAGCUUGCUUUGUUAGAGAGUUUUCAAAACAACCAAAUAACAGAAGAUAAUCAAAAAGAAAUCAAUGAAGCUGAUAAAGAAAAAUUUCUCAUGGAAUGCAAACGUUGUGCGCAAGAGUGUACUUCAUCCGACGAUGAGUUGUUUAAACGUAUUAAAAAACUGAGAACUGAGUUCCUAUAAUAUUAGUAUUACAUUUAUCGAUUACAAUUUCAUAUAUUUU